Molecule: messenger RNA, 1179 nt
Organism: Lachnellula hyalina
Lineage: Eukaryota; Fungi; Ascomycota; Leotiomycetes; Helotiales; Lachnaceae
Gene: CEL6B
Product: 1,4-beta-D-glucan cellobiohydrolase
Exons: 2
Coding region: 1-1179 (392 amino acids)
Biological process (GO): cellulose catabolic process
Molecular function (GO): hydrolase activity, hydrolyzing O-glycosyl compounds
Source: RefSeq, a predicted model, not a curated record
AUGCAUAUCAAAGCCCUUCUCACAUUUCUCUCAGCUGCUAACAGCAUCUCCGCUCUCCCGCCUCUAGCUCCUAGAGCUGAAGAUGCGCGAGACGUGAAUCCCUUCCUCGGCAAGAAUUACUUUGCAAACUCUUACUAUGCCGGCGAACUCAACCAGACCGUCAAUGCCUUCCUAACGAAGAAUGACAGCUUGAAUGCAGCACGAACGCGCACUGUACAAAACACUGGAACGUUCGUCUGGAUUACGUCUGUCGCUGGUCUCAGCAACAUUAAGACCACUAUCGACGCCGCUCGUACUGAGCAACAACGAACUCGAAAGCAGCAGAUUGUGCAGUUGGUACUGUAUGACUUGCCUGACCGGGACUGCUCGGGGGGACAAUCGGGUGGAGAGUUCAGCUCUGCUAACGAUGGCUUGAACCUGUAUAAAAAGACUUUCGUUGAUCCUUACGCCGCAGCCUUGAAAUCAGCUUGGGAUCUGACUUUCGCCGUCAUCUUGGAGCCAGAUAGUCUGGGAAACGUCAUCACGAACCAGAACAUACCCUUCUGCGCAAACGCCACCUCGACGUACGAGCAGGGCAUUGCAUACGCCAUCGCAAAGUUGCAAGCCCCCAAUAUCGCCUUGUACAUUGACGCCGCUCAUGGAGGAUGGCUAGGAUGGGAUGGCAACCUUGCACCCGCGGCCACCGAAUUCGCCAAAGUAGUUUCCUUGUCGCAGAACUUGACAGUGGGCGGUGCCCAAAUCCGCGGCUUCUCUACCGACGUCUCGAACUUCAACCCUUACAUCGCCGACCCACGCGCCAACUACACUGAGUACAGCAAUGCGUACGAUGAGCUGCACUACGCCGAGGUUCUGGCACCGCACUUGACCAACAACUCGCUGCCCGCGCACUUCAUCAUUGACCAGGGACGGUCGGGCCUCCAGAACACGCGCGCAACGUGGGGCGACUGGUGCAACGUGGAAGCGGGCUUUGGGACCCCGCCCACGACGGACACGAACAGCACGCUCGUGGACAGUAUUGUGUGGGCGAAACCGGGUGGUGAGAGUGAUGGGGCCUGCGGGCCGACUAUCGAUGGUGUUGGUGCGCCGAAUGCUGGGCUUUGGUGGGAGGCUUAUGCUGAGGAGUUGGUCAAGAAUGCUGAUCCGCCGAUAGCUCCUACUUAUGCUACGCUGCGCAAGUAG